Boleophthalmus pectinirostris (great blue-spotted mudskipper) is the source of this 4217-nucleotide messenger RNA. RefSeq names its product phosphoribosylformylglycinamidine synthase (gene pfas). Gene Ontology annotation, biological process: 'de novo' IMP biosynthetic process. The transcript is spliced from 28 exons. Bases 141 to 4088 code for a protein of 1315 amino acids. Gene Ontology annotation, molecular function: phosphoribosylformylglycinamidine synthase activity. Lineage: Eukaryota; Metazoa; Chordata; Actinopteri; Gobiiformes; Gobiidae. The record is from RefSeq and is a predicted model, not a curated record.
CACACGUGGGAGACAGAAGUCCAUCCAUCCUGUCCCGUGUCUAACUCAAACCACGCUCACUUCAUUGAGGGACAAGCUGAGGUUUCCCGGGACAGGCUAGCCGUAAGAAACACAGGAGAAGUACUGAAAUUGCUGCAUAAAUGGCUGUGGUGCGGUUCUACAGUAAUGAGUCUGUCCGAGCACGGGCUUUACAGAGGGCGGUCAAGCUCUACCCUCAACUAUCAAUCACCACUGAACUUUGCUACAAUGUGGAAGUCUCAGGUUGUGAGAAUCUAAAAGAUGAUCAGCGUCAGAUUCUCUUGUGGUUAUUUCGUCCUCCCCAGCAGUCCCAGCCCCUGUCUGAUAAACCCAGUCUGAUAGCGGGCAGCGGGGCUACACUGGUGGAGAUAGGACCAAGGCUGAACUUCUCUACAGCCUGGUCCACCAAUGCCGUUUCCAUCUGCCAAAGUGUUGGUCUCACAAACGUCACACGCAUUGAACUGUCCCGAAGGUUCCUCAUCAAGCCUUUGAAUCCCGAGGAAGGGAACUGUGAAGAAAACAUAAAGAAGCUGAUUGAGUCAUUGUAUGACAGUAUGACUGAAUGCAUCUAUACAAAUCCAAUCACAUCAUUUGCUGUGGAGACCAAACCACAGCCUGUUUUUGAGGUGGACAUUUUGGGAGAAGGUCAGGCAGCACUGGAAAAAGCAAAUAAUGAUUUGGGUCUGGCCUUUGACUCCUGGGAUCUGGACUAUUACACAUCAAUGUUUCAGAGAGUUAAAAGGAAUCCAACCAGUGUGGAGUGCUUUGACCUGGCUCAGUCAAACAGUGAGCACAGCCGGCACUGGUUCUUCCGUGGCCGGAUGCUGAUCGAUGGACAGGAGCAGACGGAGACUCUCUUCAGCCUCAUCAUGGACACACAGAGCCACACCAACCCAAACAACAUCAUCAAGUUUUGUGACAACAGCAGUGGUAUCAAGGGGGUGGAGCUGGACUGUCUGUAUCCUAAAGAUCCAUCCCAGGCCAGUCUGUACGAGACGCGACAAUCACUCCGACAUGUCAUCUUUACUGCAGAAACACACAACUUUCCAACAGGUGUUGCCCCCUUCAGUGGAGCCACUACAGGAACAGGGGGGCGUAUCAGGGACGUCCAGAGCGCGGGGCGAGGGGGGCAUGUCAUUGCUGGGACUGCUGGAUACUGCUUUGGAAACCUGCACAUACCAGGCUAUACAUUGCCCUGGGAGUGUACAGGGAUGGGCUGGGAUUAUCCUUCCAGCUUUGCCUCUCCACUGCAGGUGGCAAUAGAGGCCAGUGAUGGAGCCUCUGAUUAUGGCAACAAGUUUGGAGAGCCUGUUCUUUCAGGUUUCGCCCGUUCUUUUGGGAUGCGCCUGACAAAUGGUGAGCGCCGAGAGUGGAUCAAACCUAUUAUGUUCAGCGGAGGGAUCGGGUCCAUUGAGGAUGCCCAUAUAAAGAAGCAGGAAGCAGAGACGGGGAUGGAGGUGGUGAAGAUUGGAGGCCCUGUUUACAGGAUUGGUGUGGGAGGUGGAGCUGCUUCAUCUGUGCAAGUUCAGGGGGAUAACUCCAGUGACCGGGACCUAGGAGCGGUGCAGAGAGGAGACGCUGAGAUGGAGCAGAAAAUGAACCGAGCUCUCAGGGCCUGUUUGGAGAGGAGUGAAGGAAACCCUAUCUGCAGCAUUCACGACCAGGGCGCCGGAGGAAACGGUAAUGUGCUGAAGGAGCUUAGUGAACCUGCUGGAGCUGUGAUUUACUGCAGUAAGUUCAAGAAAGGUGACCCAACGUUGAGCGUGUUGGAACUAUGGGGGGCAGAGUACCAGGAGAGCAACGCUUUACUGCUUCGUCCGUCAGACAAAGACUUCCUGGAGAGGGUCUGUGUGAGGGAGAAGUGUCCAGUCGACUUUGUGGGAAACAUCACAGGAGACGGCAAGAUUACAUUGGUCGAUGAUGAAGAACAGGUCAAUGGAGGUCGCUGUCCUGUUGACCUGCAGCUCGAGUGGGUGUUGGGGAAGAUGCCGCAGAAGGAUUUUAAGAUGGAGCGUGUGAGCCCAAAACACAAAGCCCUGGUUCUGCCACCGGAGCUCACAGUGAGAGAGGCUCUGGACAGGGUGUUGCGUUUGCCCGCCGUGGCAUCUAAACGGUACCUCACCAACAAGGUGGACCGAUCUGUCACUGGGCUGGUGGCGCAGCAGCAGUGUGUGGGUCCUUUGCACACCCCGCUGGCUGAUGUCGCUGUAAUCGCGCUGUCUCCGUUUGGCCUGGAGGGGGCAGCGACAGCCAUUGGAGAGCAGCCAAUCAAAGGUCUGGUCAACUCUGCAGCUGGGGCCCGCAUGGCUGUGGGAGAGGCCCUCACUAAUCUGGUGUUUGCCAAAGUUACUGCUCUAAAGGAUGUGAAGUGCAGUGGGAAUUGGAUGUGGGCUGCCAAGUUGCCUGGUGAGGGUGCGUGCCUGUGGGACGCCUGCAGAGCCAUGUGUGAAGUGAUGGGGCAGUUGGGUGUGGCCAUCGAUGGGGGCAAGGACUCUCUGAGUAUGGCUGCCAGAGUAGGAGAGGAGACCGUGAAGGCACCAGGGGCUUUGGUUAUUUCGGCUUAUGCUGUUUGUCCUGAUAUCACUGCUACUGUCACGCCUGAUCUAGAGGACCCAGAUGGCAAAGGCAUGUUGUUGUGGGUUCCUCUGAGUCCAAACCACCACCGUUUGGGAGGCUCAGCUCUGGCUCAGUGCUACAGUCAGCUCGGGGACUGCUCUCCUGACCUGGACCACCCACAUCUCCUCUCAGCCUGCUUCAACACCACACAGACACUCAUCACAGAUCGUCUGCUGAGUGCUGGUCAUGACGUUAGUGAUGGAGGCCUGAUUUCUUGUAUUCUGGAGAUGGCCUUUGCAGGAAACAGAGGAGUUGAAGUGGAGUUGUCCUCACAUGGUGCUGGAGUGAUGGAGCUGUUAUUCAGUGAGGAGCUCGGCCUAGUCCUGGAAGUUUCUCAAAAUGACGUUGAAAAUGUUUGCCAGAGAUAUACCAGCGCAGGUGUGCAGUGCCAUCAGAUUGGGAAAACAUCUGGUUUUGGACCUGAUUCAAAGGUCCGCGUGUGUGUGGAUGGACGAGAGGUGCUGAACGCAUGUCUCCCUAAACUGCGAGGGGUUUGGGAGGACACCAGUUUCCAGCUCGAGUGUCUCCAGGCGAAUGAGCUGUGUGUUAAACAAGAAGAGAAGGGGCUCUCCAGGAGGACACAGCCAUACUUUAAGCUGAGCUUUGACCCCGCUGAAAUGCCCAUCAUUGAGCAGCUUUGUGAGGGAUUGCCUCGUGUUGCAGUAGUGCGAGAGGAGGGCAGCAACGGAGAUAGAGAGAUGUCUGUUUCUCUGUUCAUGGCAGGAUUUGAAGUUUGGGAUGUUACAAUGCAGGACCUCUGUUCUGGCUCUUUAACCCUUGACCCUUUCAAAGCAGUUGUGUUUGUUGGAGGCUUCAGCUAUGCUGAUGUCCUGGGAUCAGCUAAAGGUUGGGCUGCCACAGUUGCAUACAACCCAAAAGCCAAGGCUGAGUUUGAUCGUUUCCGGCAGCGAAGCGACACCCUGAGUUUGGGCGUCUGUAAUGGCUGCCAGCUCCUCGCCUUGCUCGGCUGGGUUGGAGAGACAGAAAAUGGCAAAGACUCUGAUGUGGUGCUGACCCAUAAUAAGUCUGGCAGGUUUGAAUCACGUUUUAUCAGUGUUGGGAUCGAGAAGUCCCAGUCCGUGUGGCUCCAGGGCAUGGAGGGGUCCUCGCUGGGGGUGUGGGUUGCACAUGGAGAGGGUCUGAUGCAGUUUUCCAGUCCACAAGCACUAGAGCGGAUAGUGUCUGCGGGUCUGGCCCCUGUUCGUUAUCUAGACGAUGCAGGACAUCCCACACAGGAAUACCCUCUGAACCCUAACGGCUCUCCACUGGGCAUUGCUGGUCUGUGCUCCUCAGAUGGCAGACACCUCGCCAUAAUGCCACACCCUGAGAGGUGCACCCUGGGGUGGCAGUGGCCCUGGGCCCCGAGGGACUUCCGGACCUCCCUUAAACCAUCUCCAUGGUUACGAAUGUUCAACAACGCAGCAGCUUGGUGCAGCAACACACAGUCGUGUUAAUUGUACCUUUACCCUAAAAUAAUUCUAUUGAAAUGACUUUGUACUUGAGCUUUUCUACCAUCAUUUUGACACUAACCGAAAAAUUGGUUACCUACUGAAUAAUAAAACUGUACUUAACAAAAACUUAAU